GAAGGAGACAUGCCGGAGUAACUACAAUUUUGGGAGUUUCGCUUCGUAAAGGAUUAAACCAACCACGUAAUGAUAAUGCCAUUUCUCUUUUAUUUUUUAGUAAUAAAUUAUCUAUAAGUAUCGGUUAAUGAGAAAAUAACAAAGUUGGAGAGAGUUUUGUAGCAAGCACUUUGUUGGAGAAGAAAACUGUAAUUGUAAUAGAUUUGAACUAUUGGAGAAAGUACGGGAACUUUCUGUUAACAAACCACGCUGAAAAUAAAUAUGGAUUGUUUCCAUAAAGUUUUACUGCUGUUUGUAUUAGUUAGUCUUCAACUAGCUGAAGCUAUGUAUUGGUUGGCACUUGGUACCCAAACAUCAGCCAUAGAUACAACACACCAUUCCAAACAUCUUAGGAAUCAAUGCAAUGCUUUAUACUUGCACCAACACCAACGCGAAGUAUGUUGGAAUUACACAGAUCUUAUCAGAAGUGUAGGGGAAGGUGUUCGACUCAGUAUAGAUGAGUGUCAGGAGCAAUUCAGGUAUCGGAAGUGGAACUGCAGUAUAGGAAAGAAAGGGUCAGUUUUUGGACCAAUGAUUCGAAAAGCGAGUCGUGAGUCCGCCUUCAUUAGUGGUAUAACAUCAGCGGGUGUAGCCUACGCAGUGACUGAAACAUGCGCAGAAGGAAGAUCAAUGCAUUGCCGUUGUGAUAAUAGCAUUCGUGGUAAGACAGAAGCGGGCUGGCAGUGGGGUGGUUGUAACCGCCCUAUAUCGUAUGGUAUAUGGUUUUCAAAGUUAUUCAUUGAUCAAGUAGAGGUGCUAACCAGAAAGAAGCGACAUCCACGAAAACAAAUGAACUUGCAUAAUAACCAAGCUGGUCGUGAGAUAAUUCGUCACAACUUAUGGACAAGAUGCAAAUGUCAUGGUAUGUCUGGAAACUGCAACGUGAAAACAUGUUGGCUCGCUCAACCAAAAUUUCCCGAGAUCGGUAAAAAAUUGAAAGACAGAUACGACUCCGCCCACGAGAUGGAAUUUGAAUACAAAAUAAAGAAGAACGGCAAGAAAAAAUUCAAAAAGCUUGUACCAAAGUAUAAAGAGUAUUUACCACCAUCGCCUCUAGACUUUAUAUACUAUGACGAAUCACCAGACUAUUGCACAAAUAACAACAGCCUGGGUAUUAGUGGUACAAAGGGUCGUCCAUGCAACAUAAGUUCUUCAGGGGUAGACGGGUGUGAACUAAUGUGCUGUCGUCGAGGAUAUAACGUUGAUAUAGUACAAGAGUCAAAAUCUUGUAACUGUCAAUUUGUGUGGUGCUGUAGUGUGAAAUGUGAUACUUGCACAGAAGCUGUUCCGAAAUAUACAUGCAAAUAAAAUAUGUGUACACGUGUAUUAAUCUGAUUGGAGGAGAAGUUGAGUUAUGGUAAAGACGUACGCCAAAAUGAAGAUACGUACGCCAAAGUGAGGCUAUUUAUUGAAGGAAUAUAUAAUAAGUGGAGCACAUCCUGUAGUUAAAAGAAUUUGUUGUAUGCCAUGCAUAGUGAAGUUAAAAAAGUAGAACACAGCUUGAUCUUACAGAUCUGUUAAAUACACAAGGAGUACCAUGGAGACGAUUUUCAAAACAAAACCGACGACGGGUUUGUAAUUCAUUUCCAGGCACCUAAUUUAAACUAGACCAGCUAUGUAUGGGUAGCUUAGCAACUAAAAAUAAAAAAUCUCUUUCAGUCACGUAUUUAUCUAUUACUUUAUUUAUUAAAAGAAAGAGGAGGCAGCACCAGUAACCAUGACGACCACACAAAAACAUACAGAGAUUUGUUGUUUUUCAAUAUGUAAUUUAUUCUUUUUUUGUAUAUAUGUUUUCUCUCGUUUGUUUGACAAUUUUUCGAUGUUAUAUUUUUAUACAUAUACAUAUGUUAGUUUUAUAAAUUACAAUUUUUAUUUAACAAAGUGUGGAGUGUACAUAGUAAUGCUAUGAGAUUUUCUGAGAGGUUAGAAUAUGUAUAUCAUGAGUGCUUGCAACUUUAUAGUAGUGAGCCGCCCUGUUUAGUUUA
This is a messenger RNA of Hydractinia symbiolongicarpus, 2024 nucleotides long. Its product is annotated as protein Wnt-1-like. Gene Ontology annotation, molecular function: cytokine activity; frizzled binding. Gene Ontology annotation, biological process: canonical Wnt signaling pathway; neuron differentiation; multicellular organism development. The record is from RefSeq and is a predicted model, not a curated record. Bases 262 to 1347 code for a protein of 361 amino acids. Lineage: Eukaryota; Metazoa; Cnidaria; Hydrozoa; Anthoathecata; Hydractiniidae. Gene Ontology annotation, cellular component: extracellular region. The transcript has 5 exons.